CAACAGGCGCUUAAUAGGGCUUUUAGUAGAUCGAGAAGUUAGGUGAUAACACGCUAGCCAAAUUUAGCGUCGUUGCAGUUGAUAGUCCUUUACGGGAGUGGAAGCAAGAUAGUUAAAGCUUCUCCAUUUUCCUGAAGUUACGUGGCUUAGAUGAAACUUUGAGUGAUGCCAACUGUACAAACUCUCCUGCUCACCCUCACGUUAGGCACGUGCUGGGCCUACGAAGGACAGAAAUGUGAUGCAAAGCACAUUGCUAAACGCCUUGGGUUUAAUCCGGAUUCCUGGAAGUUAAUCAACCGUGAUCACCCUAAAUAUCACUUGAUGUUCUACUCAAACGGGAGCCUUCCCUCCAUGUACAAAUGCUUGUGCACAACGACGUCUAAUGACAAAGCUGGUCAAAAGUAUCUCAAGAAUGUAAAAUUUCACUAUUCGCCGAAUGAAACUACCAUAUACCAUGGAACUGACACAGUGUGGUCGAUCAAAACGGAUCCAUAUUAUGUCUAUGAUAACGCAUUGAAUGCAACAUACUUCGUCCGAAAAUCGAUUUCCAAGAUUGACUACACCAAAAUGUUUUCUGUCAGUCAAGUAAUUUUCGCUUAUGACAAGUGCAUCGUAUUGGAAUCGGAGUUACUCGGCUACCAGGUCUGGGUUCGUACUUACUAUCUUAGAAAAUAUAAAACAAUUCCUUACGUCUGUACCUUUAUCUACGAAGCUUGCGCUGGAACCAACAAAAAAUGGGUCUACGAUUGGAGCCAUUGUCCCAAAACAACCUACAAAUUGCCUGAGAACACAGAGCCACUGCCAACAUGAAGUAAAUCACUUAAUUUGUGCCACUAACUGACUCAAAGCAAAAAUAAUAAUAAUAAAUAGAGCAUUAUGCAA
This is a messenger RNA of Dermacentor silvarum, 882 nucleotides long. RefSeq lists its product as uncharacterized. The record is from RefSeq and is a predicted model, not a curated record. Bases 166 to 810 code for a protein of 214 amino acids. NCBI's taxonomy places the organism in Eukaryota, Metazoa, Arthropoda, Arachnida, Ixodida, Ixodidae. The transcript is spliced from 5 exons.